Messenger RNA from Racocetra persica, 122 nucleotides. The record is from the annotation of a GenBank genome assembly. NCBI's taxonomy places the organism in Eukaryota, Fungi, Glomeromycota, Glomeromycetes, Diversisporales, Gigasporaceae.
GAAUAUUGAAAGGCCCUAAACAGGGUGCAAUUAUGACUGUUCAAUGUUUAGAACAGUCUAUUGAAGAUCUUAAAAAUGAAAUUCAAGAAGAAAAUAAUGAUGAAAAACUGAAAUUUAAUUAA